AUGACUUCUCCUAGUGAAAGCCCUAUUAUGGAAACUAGGAAAAUGAAUAUGAGUCUUCUAGGGCCUAAAGCACAAAUAUUUAUAGGAGCCUGGAAUGUUCGAACCAUGUAUGAAACAUCAAAGACUGCACAGGUCAUCAAGGAAAUGCAGCAAUACAGGUUGGACAUUCUUGGUGUGAGCGAAUGUCGUUGGACUGGCUCAGGAAAGACAAGAACAAAUAGUAGAAACAUCAUCUUACACUCUGGAAACACUGACAGACAUAUUAAUGGUGUAGCAAUAAUUAUAUGCAAAGAAAAGGCAAAAACACUACUAGAAUGGGAACCAAUCAGUGAAAGAUUAGUAACAGCAAGAUUUAACUCUGACCACUAUAAACUUUCUAUCAUACAGUGUUACGCACCAACAAAUGAUGCUGAAGAUGAGACCAAGGAUGAUUUUUAUGAACAGCUGCAGACUGCCAUUUCUAAAGUACCCCAACAUGACAUGCUGGUAAUAAUGGGAGAUCUUAAAGCAAAAGUUGGCUCGGACAACACUGAUGCUGAAAAUGUAAUGGGCAGACACGGUUGCGGGGUGAAAAAUAAGAAUGGUGAACGUGCUAUCGAUCUCUGUCUUUGUAAUAAAAUGGUGAUAGGAGAGACCAUCUUUCCACAUAAAAACAUCCAUAAACUAACAUUGAAAUCACCUGAUGGAAGAACAGUUAACCAGAUUGACCACAUACUGGUGAACAACAAGUGGCGUAGAUCAUUAAGAGAUGUACGAGUACUCAGGGGUGCAGAUGUAAAUAGUGAUCACUAUCUAUUGAAAGCUACUAUCAAACUAAAACUAAGAAAGGCACCUACUGAAAACCAGAAUAGAAAGAGACUAGACACAGCAAGGUUGAAGUCACCACAUGUCAAGAAAGCUUUUUGCUUAGAAUUGAAAAACCGGUUUAGUGUGCUAGAUAACUCUGAUGAUGAAGAAGAUAGUGUACAAGAGAAGUGGGAUAACAUCAAAGAUAUUUAUGUAAAGACGGCAGAAAAAACAGUUGGUCACAAAACAAAACAGAACAAAGACUGGUUAACAUCUGACAUCUGGCAAAAAAUUGAAGAAAGAAAAACAAUAAAACAGAAAUCAGUAAAUGCAAAGUCAAAAAGGUUACAAGAUCAACUACAAGUAACAUACAGAGCAAAAGACAAAGAGGUUAAAAGAAGUGCUAGAAAAGACAAAAGACAAUAUCUGGAGGACCUAGCAAAAGAAGCAGAAAAAUCAGCCAUUCUGGGAGAGUUGAGUACAGUUUAA
This is a messenger RNA of Mytilus trossulus (common blue mussel), 1275 nucleotides long. RefSeq names its product craniofacial development protein 2-like. Gene Ontology annotation, biological process: chromatin remodeling. NCBI's taxonomy places the organism in Eukaryota, Metazoa, Mollusca, Bivalvia, Mytilida, Mytilidae. Gene Ontology annotation, molecular function: catalytic activity. Bases 1 to 1275 code for a protein of 424 amino acids. The record is from RefSeq and is a predicted model, not a curated record. The transcript has a single exon. Gene Ontology annotation, cellular component: nucleus.